Myripristis murdjan (pinecone soldierfish) is the source of this 2870-nucleotide messenger RNA. It is a transcript of the gene mmp9, whose product is annotated as matrix metallopeptidase 9. Gene Ontology annotation, cellular component: extracellular matrix. The transcript is spliced from 13 exons. Lineage: Eukaryota; Metazoa; Chordata; Actinopteri; Holocentriformes; Holocentridae. Gene Ontology annotation, biological process: proteolysis; extracellular matrix organization; collagen catabolic process. The coding region runs from base 168 to 2231 and encodes 687 amino acids. The record is from RefSeq and is a predicted model, not a curated record. Gene Ontology annotation, molecular function: metalloendopeptidase activity; zinc ion binding.
GGGCACAAAGAAGAACAACAAGAGCCACCAGUCAAAACAAAGAGGAAAGCCAAAACUGCAGCGCGAGCACAGCUGAUCUUCGACCGAGAAGCAAUUCUUUGUCGAACUGACAGGCUCAUACUACAACUUAGUGUUACACUCCACAGCGAUCUACAGUAGGUCUUACCAUGAGGUGCUGUGCUUUAUUUCUACUGUUUUUGGGGAUACAUGUGCAGGAUGGAUGGAGCAUUCCCCUCAAGUCUGUGAUGGUCAAAUUCCCUGGAGAUGUCCUCAAAAACAUGACUGACAUGGAACUGGCAGAAAGUUACCUGCAGAGGUUUGGUUACAUGAAAACCCUGCACCGCAGUGGCUUUCAGUCCAUGGUGUCCACCGCCAAGGCUUUGAAGAGGAUGCAGAGGCAGAUGGGGCUGGAGGAGACAGGACAGCUGGACAAGCCCACCCUAGAAGCCAUGAGACAUCCUCGCUGUGGGGUUCCUGAUGUACGCGACUACAAGACCUUUGAGGGUGACCUCAAAUGGGAUCAUAAUGACAUCACUUACAGGAUUAUGAACUAUUCCCCCGACAUGGAGGCCUCUCUCAUUGAUGAUGCCUUUGCCAGAGCGUUCAAGGUGUGGAGUGAUGUGACGCCUCUAAAAUUCACCCGCCUCUUUGAUGGGACUGCUGACAUCAUGAUAUCGUUCGGAAGAGCCGAUCAUGGAGACCCAUACCCAUUUGAUGGUAAAGAUGGACUCCUGGCCCAUGCGUAUCCCCCUGGUGAGGGGAUGCAGGGAGAUGCCCACUUUGAUGAAGAUGAGUUCUGGACUUUGGGAAAAGGACCAGUUGUGAAGACUCGCUAUGGAAACGCAGAGGGUGCCCUGUGCCAGUUCCCCUUCAUAUUUGAGGGCAAGUCUUACAGCAGCUGUACCACCGAGGGGCGCAGCGACAACCUGCCAUGGUGUGCCACUACUGACAACUUCGAUAAGGACAAGAAAUACGGCUUCUGCCCCAGUGAAUUGCUGUACACAUUUGGAGGAAACAGUGAUGGAGCUGAGUGCGUCUUCCCCUUUGUGUUUGAUGGGGACACAUAUGAAAGCUGUACCACAGAGGGCCGUUCCGAUGGCUACCGCUGGUGCGCCACCACAUCCAACUUUGACAAGGACAAGAAAUAUGGCUUCUGUCCCAGUCGAGACAUGGCUGUAACUGGUGGAAACUCUGAGGGAGAGCCCUGCCACUUCCCCUUUGUGUUCCUGGGUAAGAAGUACAACUCCUGCACUAGCGAGGGACGAGGAGAUGGCAAACUGUGGUGCAGCACUACUGACGACUACGAUGACGACAAGAAAUGGGGUUUCUGUCCUGAUAAAGGUUACAGUCUGUUCCUGGUGGCAGCUCAUGAGUUUGGACAUGCCCUCGGCCUGGACCACUCGAACAUCCGAGAGGCCCUCAUGUACCCCAUGUACAGCUAUGUGGAGAAGUUCUCUUUGCAUGAGGACGAUGUCGAAGGCAUCCAAUAUCUCUACGGACGAGGAACAGGCCCUAAUCCCACUCCUCCUGAGCCCACUGCCACCGCCUCCACCACCACAGAUACCUACUCCCCAACCACUACAGCUUCCACCACGGAGCCCACCUCCACUGCCACCACACGGCCUGUAGAUCCAAGCAAAGAUGCCUGCAAGGUGUCCAAAUUUGACUCCAUAACCGUGAUUGACGGAGAACUGCAUUUCUUUGAGGACGGACUUUACUGGAAGAUGUCCAGCAAGAACAAUGGAGGGCUCAAGGGGCCAUUUUCUGUGUCUGAGAGGUGGCCCGCUCUGCCAGAGGACAUCGACACUGCCUUUGAGGACCUCCUGACCAAGAAACUCUACUUCUUCUCAGGCACUCGAUUUUGGGUGUACACGGGACAGAGUGUGCUGGGACCCCGCAGCAUAGAAAAGCUCGGCCUGCCCAGCAGUGUUGAGAAGGUGGAGGGAGCGCUGCAGAGAGGGAAAGGAAAAGUCCUGCUCUUCAGCGGGGAGAACUUCUGGAGGCUGGACGUGAAGGCCCAGAAAAUUGACCGAGGAUACCCCAAAUACACAGACGUGGUCUUCGGUGGCAUCCCCAAUGACGCCCACGAUGUGUUCCAGUACAAAGGUCACAUGUACUUCUGCCGGGAUCGCUUCUACUGGCGUAUGAAUUCCCGGAGGCAGGUGGACCGUGUUGGCUAUGUGAAGUACGACAUCCUCAAGUGCUCAGACUCCUCUGGGUAUCACUACUGAGAAGGAGAGCAGCACACCAUCACUGGCCGGACAACCUGACAUUUCUCUCUCCUGUGCAGGAGACAAGGAGAAUGUGAUGCAACAGGCUAUUUGUGUACAGCACUUGUAUAAUUUGUGUGUGCUUUCUGGGAUGUGAAUUAUUGGCCACCAUUCAUGCAGGCAUAUUUAAAAAAAAAAAAAAAGAUAGACACUCAAUGGCUCACUUCAGCACAGCUAAGUGUGGCAUGUGGCAUUGCCUCGCCAUCAGUCUGAUAAUCUGUGAACAGGUUUUGUGGCCUCAAAUGUUUUCACACAACCACAGCUGACACAGGCUACUUUCCAAAGCGUUAUCUGCAUCAGAUCUGAUUCCAUAUUUGCUACGAAAAUCAUUUGUCUAUGUCUGACAGGCUCAGACCACAACAGUAUUGAAUUAGUCUGGUAUUUAUAGCGGUAUCUAAUAUUAUUAUUAUUAUUAUUUUAUUUUAUUUUAUUUUUUUUGCUUGUUUGUUUUCUAUGUGUGUGUAUUUCUGAAAAGGGCUUUAAGGCCAAAUACUUGCACUGGAUGCAUUGCAUGUCUCCUUCACUGAAAUAAUUUAUAAAAUGAUAUGUUUUGUAAUAAAAUUAAAUUUUAAAUUCAAUAAACAUUCUGUGAGAACUGCC